Molecule: messenger RNA, 1333 nt
Organism: Leguminivora glycinivorella
Lineage: Eukaryota; Metazoa; Arthropoda; Insecta; Lepidoptera; Tortricidae
Gene: Or-6
Exons: 8
Coding region: 1-1269 (422 amino acids)
Biological process (GO): sensory perception of smell; detection of chemical stimulus involved in sensory perception of smell
Cellular component (GO): plasma membrane
Molecular function (GO): odorant binding; olfactory receptor activity
Source: RefSeq, a predicted model, not a curated record
AUGGAGUGGGAAGAAGCUGAUAUCAAACACAAUAAAAAUGACGACCUUAGCAAAAACUCGAAAUUGCAAUACUAUUUAUUACCGCCAAGGCAACAGAUAUUUUAUCAAAAACUAGCUUUCGCAAUGAACGUCUUUAGGAUGGGAAGUCGUACUUGGUGGGGUUUCCCUCCCGUCCACAAGAUUUUUGUUUGCAAUACUUGGCUGAUGGUCUUCGUCAGCCCGAUCUGUUUGAUUAUGCAAUUUAUAUACAUGUAUAUAAAUUUUGAUGAUCUCAAUUUUAGAACUUUGGGAACCAUGUUUUCCAUUAUUCCAGCAACUGCCGUCGUAAUGUUAAAGAUAUUCAUUUGCAUGAUACCGGCUUACCCUCAAAUAAUGAAACAACUCAUGGAUAAAAUACAUCUGUACAAUUUUAUAGGCAACGAGGAUAUUUUCAUAAAGAAGAAAUUAAUCCAAGUCGAACGCUAUACCCGUUGGAUCACGCUAUGCCUUAUAACAUUCAUACUUUUCGACUGGCUUCUAUGGAUCUUCAUUCCUCUAAUGAACAAUAUAAAAAAUAAGGAAUUAAUAGAAAAGCGUGUGGUACGGAUGGAAACGUGUUUGUAUUUGUGGAUGCCGUUUGACUAUGGUUAUGACUACAAUACAUGGGCCAUAACUCACGCUAUGAACGUGUACCUCGUUGGCACUGGAUGCUGUGUCUUUGCUCUUUAUGAUUCUAUUAACUUUAUUUUCAUUAUUCACUUCCUGAGUCACAUUGACGUAUUGAGAUAUAAGAUAAAAACUUAUUUUGCUCCAAAACUAGAUGAAUCUAAAACUAAAAUGAUGAUUGUUGACAUUAUAAAAUAUCAUUCUUUUAUUUUAAGCACUUUUAAAGAUAUGCAAGCUGCGUUUGGCAUGAAUGUAGCUAUAAAUUAUGCCCACAAUCUAAUUGUGGACAGUUUACUACUAUACCAAAUAAUGAUCGGGGAUAAGGCAAAUAGGCUUUCAUAUGUUAUAAUGAUGCAGUUUCACAUGGGAGGCCUGAUACUAAUGUCGCUUGCUUUAGAACAAAUACGUAUUAAGACGGAUGACCUGCCUCUGCUGUUGUACAGCGUGCCUUGGGAGAAAAUGUCGGUGCCUAAUCAAAAGUUACUAGUGCUAAUAUUGCGCCGAAUGCAGGCACCCUUGGUUUUCAAGGCGUCUGGUGGUCUGAGAGCUGGAGUGAAGCCUCUGGCAUCGAUUCUUAAAUCAACAUUUUCGUAUUAUGUUAUGUUGAAAUCUAGUAUGGAAUAAAAUAUGUAGGCACUUAAGGCACCAAGCACCAAGAGGGUACCUGAGGCAGCUGACAAUAUUGACG